This is a messenger RNA of Oenanthe melanoleuca, 3936 nucleotides long. RefSeq names its product claudin 11 (gene CLDN11). The record is from RefSeq and is a predicted model, not a curated record. Gene Ontology annotation, cellular component: plasma membrane; bicellular tight junction. Gene Ontology annotation, molecular function: structural molecule activity. The transcript is spliced from 3 exons. NCBI's taxonomy places the organism in Eukaryota, Metazoa, Chordata, Aves, Passeriformes, Muscicapidae. Gene Ontology annotation, biological process: cell adhesion; bicellular tight junction assembly. The coding region runs from base 186 to 809 and encodes 207 amino acids.
GCUGGAGGCAGCUCUGACCCCUCCCAGGGAGGGAGCUGGGCAGAGACAGCCGAGUGUUUGCAGCAGAGCCUGACCAGGGACCUCAUCCUGCCAAACGCCAUCUCCCCUGCUCCAGCAGCCGGCAUCUCACCGGGCUGAUCCCCCUGGGCGCUGUCCUGUCCAGCUCUCCCCACCCAAGGACAGAGAUGGUGGCCACCUGCCUGCACCUGGCUGGAUUUGUCUGCAGUUUUGUCGGGUGGAUCGGAGUGGUUGUGGCCACGGCCACCAACGACUGGGUGGUGACUUGCGGCUACACCAUCACCACCUGCAGGAAGAUGGACGAGCUGGGAUCCAAGGGGCUGUGGGCAGACUGUGUCAUGGCAACAGGUCUCUACCACUGCAAGCCCCUCGUGGACAUCCUCAUCCUGCCAGGGUACGUGCAGGCCUGCCGGGCGCUGAUGAUCGCCGCCUCCGUGCUGGGCCUGCCCGCCAUCUUCCUGCUGAUCACCGUCCUGCCCUGCAUCCGCAUGGGCCACGAGCCCGGCGCCGCCAAGUACCGGCGCUCGCAGCUGGGAGGGAUCCUCAUCAUCCUCCUGGCCAUGUGCGGCGUCGUGGCCACCAUCUGGUUCCCGGUGUGCGCCCACCGCGAGACCACCAUCAUGAGCUUUGGCUACUCGCUGUACACGGGCUGGAUCGGCUCUGCCCUCUGCCUCUUCGGGGGCUGUGUCAUCGUGUGCUGCUCGGGGGACGCGCAGACCUUCGGCGAGAACCGCUUCUACUACGGCUCUGGCUCCAGCUCGCCCACCCACGCCAAGAGCGCGCACGUGUAGAGCCCCAGGGACGCCCCACGGCUGCUGUCGGAUGCUUUGGCUGGUGGGUUCAUGUGCCCUGGGUUUGCUUCUGCUGUCAGGCUCCCAGGGGGAGAUUUAGAAAAGCAGCACAAACGUCUGGUAGUCUGAAGCAUUAUUCUCCCCAUCUCUUCCCCUCCUUUCUCUAGAAAGACAGCUCCAAGCCAGCCCUACCUCUUGGUCCUCACCGUUUUGUCCCAACCACCUGCCCCAUCUUCUUGCAGCCAGGAUGGUUUGGGGUUGUGGUGUGGGUUUUAGGGCUUUUAGUUUAUCUUCUAGCUCCCCUGAUUGUAGGAGAGUUUAAAGCAAUAAAACAGAAAUGAGAGAGACGCUUUCCCGUUGUUAGGAGGACUCUGACAGCUUCUCCCCCAUCCUUGCUGUUUGAUUUCUCCCACUCAAGGUCACAGCUCUGGCAAGGCUGGGGAGAGAGGAUAGGGAGGAAGGCUGUCCUCUCCCACAGGGCAAAUGUUUCUCUUUUGGAACAAGAGGAGGGGAUUUUUCUGCCUUUCUCUGUAAAUACUUUUGUAUGAGUCUGAUCAUUUCAGUAACAGUGUUUCCCCCACCCCCACAGUCAUCAGUAUGAAGGAAACCGAACCCAAAGGUCCUAAUGACAUGGUAGAUAACAGUGCCUUUUAAAAUAGUUAUAAAUGACUUUGGGGGCUCUAAUCCCUGCCCUCUGGUUUAGUUUCUAUUUUUUUCUUUUGUACAGAUCAGUUACUAAAAAAUGUAUUUUUACAUUUUUUUGAACUCCUUUCUUCUUCUAAGUUUGUGUUCCAUCUUGCCUCGUUAAAGCAGCACAUUUUAACACGCAGUAUAAUGUACCUGUUACAAUACAAUUCUGGUGAGUACUGAUGAUGCCUUUGUACUUUCAGUGAAAUACUGUACAAUAAAUAACAGAGUACCUGCAAACCCUGACUUCUUUUUUUUCCUUCCUUCCUGCGUGUUUCCAUAGCCAGUUUUUCCAUGAUGGGGAUUUGCCUAUGAUUUUGAAGAUUUUUUUUUUUAAUAGCAGUUCUGCUCUGCUGUGGCAUGAAGGAUAUUUAAAGUAUGAGUAAUCUUCCUGCAUGGAAUUGUCCAUUAUCCUUUGGUUCUUUCAGUGCUUCCUGUAGCAGUUCGUACCUGUGGUAGCCACUUGUGGGUUUCUUUAUAUUGGGAAGAAUUAGAAAGCCCCUGAAGUAGUGGUGAUGACCCUGAACGCUGUGAAGUUGAGACCUGGUGUUGCUGGAAGUUUUCUCAGCUAAAGCAGGAGUCUAAUCUGGGGUCAUAACUCUGAUUAAAACUGUGUAAGAUCAAGAUCUAACUCUGUCCUUACUAGUCUGUAGCAAUUUAAUUACCCUGAUACAAAAUCCCAUCUGUUCCCAGAGAUGUUAACUCACUUCAAACAAUUUGUGUAAGCCAAGAGAAGGAAAAGAGGAGUAGCUGCUGCUCACUGGGGCAAGAGGAGAGCCCCAGUGGAGAGACAGGAGAAGAGUCUGAGCAGCCAAGUUUUUUUGAGUGAUGAAUAAUGGGAAAACAAGGCUGUUGGUCAAGCCUCAUGCAUUCUGGACUGUCCUUGGUCUGCUUCAGCUGGAGAAGCCGAACUGAGUGACACAGCCCCGGGCAAGGAUGCUGCAGCUCCCACCUCUCCCCUCCCGCACGCGGGAAGCUGGGGCGUUUCAAAGGAGCCGGCGGGAGGCUGGCUGUGCUCCACGGGCUCCCUUUGCCUGCCUGGCCCAGGGAUGGGCAGCAUCCCGAGCAUCCGCCUUUCCCAGCCAGCAGCUCUGCUGUGUGAGCUGCGCAGCGCUGCGCAGCGUCCCCGGGGCGGUGGCAGGACACUUGUGCCCAUGACAUCAGGGGCAGGGCACAGGCGGUUCUUGUGCAGCCGGAGGACGCUGUCAGUGCUGCCAUUGAUGUGCGGUGCCCCGGGCGGAGCGGGGCACAGACGUGCCAGCUUGUGCAGGCUGCCAGCGCUGAUUGUGGAUUGUGCCGCGGGUUUAACCCCGGCACCGACUGCGGCGUGCGACACCUCGGAGCACAAAUCCCAUGGGAUGCUGCCUGCAAACAGCCCUGCAGCAAACUGGGAGGGAAAAGGACAGGGGAGGGUUUUGGGAACGAGCCCUGCCAGGCAGUGCUUAGGGGAUUUUUUUUUUUUUCUGCCCAAACCCUUAGGAUGCACCUUGUCACUCCCAGUUUCACCCAUUCCGUGAUCCUCAUCCCCUUGGCAGGAGAUGGUGCUGGGGCUCUGUGUGCUCUGCCCACAGCCACAGGUUAUCAGCAUCCGACCCCAAAUGCAACUCUUAAAAGGCCCUGGGAGUGCUGCUCAGAGGAAGGAAGGAAUUUUAUUUCAGGGAAAAGAAUUAAAAACUAAACAAAGCAAAGCAACCCAGCAGCUGCAGGGGAAAAUGUACAUCUGCAACCAUGGGGUGCAAGGAGAUGGGGCCAAGAAUGUGAUGGGGUAUUAGUGCUGGCACCACAGAGGGGAAGUGUUCUGAGGAAGCACAAAGAACAUUAAACUUUUUUAGCUUUUAAAGGAUCAAAGCUGAAACAGCUGCUUUGUGCCCCCCCCCAAAACACCCUGCUCCCCUGUGGGGCUCUCUCUUGGUCUGGAUUGGCCAUGGCACUGUUGGCUCAUGAAGGCUUUUAGUGCUCAUUUGCUGACCCAAAGCCUCAAAAUAGGAUCAAAUAUGAUUCUCCUGAAUCGAAAAACUGCUCCACACCAUUCCUAACACCAAGUGUGGAGUGGUGGCUGUGAGCCAUAGUGGUCACCCCAGUGUGGAGGUGAUGGUCCCUGAUGCCCAGCAGAGCUCUCCCCAGCUCCCCCUGCACCAGCUGGAGCUCUUCAUCCCAUCCCAGUGAUGGGGAGAGCACCUGGCAGGAUCCCCAUUCCCCAAUAACAGGGGCAGCAGGAAGGAGCCCUUGGGGACACACUGGUGGCCCUGAGCACCCCAAAGAGGACAGGCAGCUGUGUCUGCUUCUCCACAGCCCUGCCCAUGCAGGGAGGGGACAGUGCUGUGACACCCCAGCUCCCCCAAGGAAAGGUGAGUGCCACCAGAUGGGAAGAUUGGUGCACCCUUUGCACUGCAAUAGUCAACCUGUGGUCAUUUGCUUUAGGUUUUUUCCUUCUUUUUUU